Molecule: messenger RNA, 438 nt
Organism: Durotheca rogersii
Lineage: Eukaryota; Fungi; Ascomycota; Sordariomycetes; Xylariales; Xylariaceae
Exons: 2
Coding region: 1-438 (145 amino acids)
Source: RefSeq, a predicted model, not a curated record
AUGGCAGACGCAACACAGCAGGAUUCGUCGCUGUCUAUUGCCGCGAAUAUUACCGGCAUCCUAACAUUUGUAUUCGCUGCUCUUGCGGCGGCAUACGCGCGUGUGACAUACCUACGCAACAGCGACCAGGAGUUCUUCCAGGUCAAAAUGUCGCUGUGUCGGUAUAAGACGGAGUCCGCGUGGCUUGCGGAACUCGUCAUGGCCAUGGUUAGUCGCUUCGAUACAGAAAGCCAAACCCAGUUCCAAACGUUCAGGCACGUGAUGGAGGACCUCCACAGACUCGAUAAAAAGCUGCUUGAACUAGUCGAGGAGACGGAAACCAGAGCCAGGAGCGAGAAUGAGCGGUAUAGGGACAGGCAGUGGGCGCUCCCAGUUAGGCAGAGAGAGGCGCUGACUGCUAAGGUGUCCUUCACACAGAUAAGCACCGUCCCCUCGUAA